Molecule: messenger RNA, 717 nt
Organism: Zingiber officinale
Lineage: Eukaryota; Viridiplantae; Streptophyta; Magnoliopsida; Zingiberales; Zingiberaceae
Product: zinc finger MYM-type protein 5-like
Exons: 2
Coding region: 1-717 (238 amino acids)
Source: RefSeq, a predicted model, not a curated record
AUGAAGGGGAUGGAGGCUGCCAAUCGGUGGAUGGAGGAGAAGGGAAGCGGCGGCGGUGUUGAUGGCCUCCCAAGAAGAAGGAAUAAUAAAAGAAUAUUGAAAAUGCCUCCUAAAUAUCUAUCUGGAGCUCAAAAGAGAAAAAUGAAACAAAGGGAGGAAGCAUUAACUCAAAGUCAAGCCGGUGAUAUUAACAAAUAUUUUAUUAGAAGUAGCAGAAUAGAAAGAGAGGAAUUAGGGGAUAAUUUGGUGAUUGAAGAACAAAGCCACAAUGAAAAUGAAGAAUUGGUUGAAGCUGCCAAUUUGAUUGAGUCGAAUGAAAACUUAGAAGAAGACUCUCAACCUGAAAAAUUAAAUUCGACUAUGAAUUUGGAGGAUCCUGGAAAUUGGAAUAACAUUGAUCAAAAAUUGAGAGAUUACUUAAUUGAAAUGAGUCCAAAAAGAGUGAAUGAUUUUUUGUUUCCUAAGGAUAGUAACAAUAGGCAUUUUGAUUCAUCACAUUAUACACGGGUAAUGGCAAAUGGACAAACAUUAGAUAGAAGAUGGCUUGUAUAUUCUAUUUUAUUGGAUAAAAUAUUUUGCUUCUGUUGCAAGUUGUUCAAGACUGAACAAAUGAUGAGUAGAAUGGGGAUUUGGGUAAUGAUGGAUACAAAGACUGGCGUAAUAUGCAUAGAAGUCUUAAACAACAUGAAGCUAGUAGAGACCAUAUGGAUUGCAUGA